GGCGUCGCGUCUUCCGCUCGUUAUGUAAACAGUAAAGAUGGCGGUGUCCGGCAUGCUCCGUGCUGUCCUCGGUCAGGCUCUCAGCAGGUUCAGGUGUUCGGGGGGGAACCUGCGACACACCAGAGCUGCGCACAGUUUGAUCUUUAAAGCCAUCAACCAUCAGAACAAUGCUGUGACCUCACUUUCUGUGGAGAGAAGGUGCUCGGCAUGCUGGGUAAACGUGAGCAAACAGGAAUCCGACUGGAGGAGGAGCCGAGGAGGAGGCGGCAUGCUGUGGGCAGCGGUUGCCUUCUCCCUGUUCAGCAGCAGUGAGGAAGACAAACGUGAUGAAGCUCAGAGGAAGGAGGAUGAGAUGAUCCUGCUGCUGAAGAAAGCCAAGCUCAGCGUGCAUCGGGGGCAGCUGCAGGCCGCCUCAGGGUUCCUCCAUCAGGCCGUUGUUCUCGCUCAUCAGACGCACAACAACCAGGCCAUCAUCUACACGUACAGCCUGAUGGCGAACCUGGCCUAUGUUCAGGGUCAGCUGGACGGCGCUGAGAAACUCUUCAAAGCAGCAAUGAGCUUCAUGCUGGCAGGAGGAACUCCACAGGACGACAACGCCGUCAUUGAGAUGUCGCUGAAGCUGGCCACCAUCUACGCCGAACAGAACAAGGCGGAGCUUGCAGAGCACGGUUUCAGGUUCUGUAUGGAGUCUCUGGAGGCCAAACUGGAGAAGCACAAAGAGCUUCUAGGAGAGGAGCCCACAGAGGAGCAGGAAGCUCUCAGGAAGGAGACCCGCCUCCUGCUCGGUCUGUGUUUGGACUCACGGGCUCGAUACCGCGCAUCAACACUGCACCUGAAACAGGCUGGGCAGGAUUACCAGGAUGCCCUGAACAUCUGCCGCCAGGAGCAGGGAGAGACACACCCACAGACUCUUGUGCUUAUGAGCGACCUGGCCACCAUCUUGGAUCUGCAGGGCCACCACGAUGAUGCCUUGGCACUGGUGCAGCAGGCGGUGGACCUGAGCCGCUCAGUCGGACAUCCGGAUCUGCACGUGUUGCUGGGAAACAUGGCAGGCAUCCUGCUGCACACAGGCCGACCGGAUGAGUCCGUCCGGUUCUAUCAGGAGGCCCUGGGUCUGGCUCGGCAGGCCGGAGACCAGGAGGCUGUGGACAGGAUCCAGGAGGGACUGAAGGAGGUGAAGAAGAGGAGGAACCAGGAGAGGAAGGAGGAGGAGGAAGCAGCAGCCGCACAGUGACUCAGACUGAGGAGACCACAGGACCAUUAGGACUACACCUCCUCCUCCUCUUCCUCUGUGGUGUGUUCGGCCCAUUCUUAGGAUGAAACGAAACCUGAGCC
This is a messenger RNA of Archocentrus centrarchus (flier cichlid), 1335 nucleotides long. It is a transcript of the gene ttc19, whose product is annotated as tetratricopeptide repeat domain 19. Gene Ontology annotation, cellular component: mitochondrial inner membrane. The transcript is spliced from 11 exons. The coding region runs from base 38 to 1234 and encodes 398 amino acids. Gene Ontology annotation, molecular function: protein binding. Lineage: Eukaryota; Metazoa; Chordata; Actinopteri; Cichliformes; Cichlidae. The record is from RefSeq and is a predicted model, not a curated record. Gene Ontology annotation, biological process: mitochondrial respiratory chain complex III assembly.